Molecule: messenger RNA, 1776 nt
Organism: Hordeum vulgare subsp. vulgare (domesticated barley)
Lineage: Eukaryota; Viridiplantae; Streptophyta; Magnoliopsida; Poales; Poaceae
Exons: 6
Coding region: 1-1119 (372 amino acids)
Biological process (GO): termination of RNA polymerase II transcription; regulation of transcription by RNA polymerase II
Cellular component (GO): core mediator complex; mediator complex
Molecular function (GO): transcription coregulator activity
Source: RefSeq, a predicted model, not a curated record
AUGGUCUCUAAUCCCCACACUGCUUAUUUUGCUGAUGCUUAUGCUCUCUAUGAGAAGUGGGGUCUUGGUCCUAUUGUCGGCUUCAACAAGGACUUUGACAGCGAGGUCGUGGCCCAAUUUUAUGCCACUAUUCACUUCCAUGACUGUGAGGAAAGACGCUUGACCUGGAUGACUUAUGGCCGUGUGUUGCAUUCUGAUUGGGCGAUGUUUAUGACUUCUAUGGGCAUUGCUCACAAGGGUCUGGAUGAGCCUACUGGCCUGAGGCCUCACAGUGAGGGUAUUCCUGCUAUUCAUAAGUCCAAGCUCAUUCGUUAUUCGUGGAUUUUGAAGACUGCCAAGCGGGGCCGUACCGAGAUUAUGCCUUUCCUGGACAUCAUGCACAUGAUCUUUCGCAACUCAUUGUUUCCUCAUGUUGGGAACAAGGACCAGGUUCUGCGAUGGAAAUCCGGAGUAGGUUCUGCUCUUUUUUCAGGUUGUUCUGAGGAGCGAUGCUGCCAGUGCAUCGCGUGUGAGUCGGCUCCUGGUGUAAGGAGGAUACGUACUAUCCAGCAUGUUGAAGCUCUGGAGGUUCUUCUCCAGGGCCUCUCUGGUGUCCCAAAGGAACGUGUGAGGGUGCAUGAGCUCUGUCUUAAAAGUGUGCCAAUGCUAGGAGCUGUCCCAUCAGAGGUUCGUUUGUUGUGUGACUUAGCUCAGCCUACACCAUCCUGGACCAUAAGACAUGUUGGUGGCGCCAUGAGAGGUGCCGGUGCAGAGCAAAUAUCAAUUCUUGUGCGUACAAUCGUCGAAAGCAAAGCCAGCAGCACUGUGUUGCGUUACUUCUAUGGCAUCGGCUACAAGUUAGAUCAUGAAAUUUUGAAGGUUGGCUUUGCGUUUCGCUUCCAGCGAGGUGCACAGUUCACCAUGACUGUGAUUUCUGCCAACAAGAUGCCAAAGCUCCAUGCGACCGAUGAAGCUGUGCAGGUCACUCCUGGAUCGCGUGUGAGUCGGCUCCUGGUGAAAGGUUCAAUUUCUCAGUUUUUUUAUUUUGUCGUUCUCCUCCUGUUCUAUUUUUCGGUGGGUUUAGGGACGACAAGGAGCCAAGGGCAAUACGUGUUCCCGGCUGACUGGCGCUGGAUGUGAUUCUUGACAAACUGUAGAAGUGCAUGCUUUCACAUCCUGUUCAAUUUAUGUGAAGUGGAAUUAUGUUCAUGAUUUGAUGAGCUCGAUUAAUUUCUUCUACUACCAUUUGAUUCUGCAGGAGGAUACGUACGGAGCUUUUGCUGAGCCGAUGGAUUUGGAGGACAUAGGUGUAUUUGUUCUUGUUUCAGGCUCGUUGGAGAUGCUAAUAGUAAACAUGGGUAGUAUUGAGUGUUCGUUAGAGAUGCUAAUAGUAAACAUGGGUAGUAUUGAGUGUUGAUGAUUGCAAAGUUGUUUUGAUGGCCAGAGUUGCCGGACUACAAUGAUGCGAUUGAGCACCCAAUGGACUUCAACACCGUCAAGAGGAAGCAUGCCAGGAGUGCAUAUCACUUAAUAAUUUGAGCCGUUUGAAAUCAGACUUAAUAUUUUGUUGAAAUGAUGGUCAGCUUCAGGAUUACACGGUUGUCUGGCUUGCUGCAUUAUGGUUCUGAGCUAAAUUUUUUAGUAGUGAUUACACUUCCUAGCUAUGGUUAUGAAAAUAUGGUGUUUUCUCUAAUAUAAUUUGCAUGUUAACAUUAUGUGGUCGUAUUUGUAGGCUUGUGUCAAUUACUGUAUACUAUACCGGUUAUAGAACAAUUGGUAAAUACUAUUUUUUCAGGA